AUGCCAACUCUACCAACUAUUCUAUUGGCAAUCUACCUUGCAUUUCCUACGGUUUCUGGCUUUGUCACGACGACAGUGGCAAGCCCCAGAGUGUCGCUGUUACAAGCACGCACACGAACUGCAUUCGACAUCGAUACUGAGAACCCAAACCUGGAAGAUGUCACUGUCAGUCGUAGAAAUUGGUUAUCAUCUACCAUGAUCACUGCAGCUGCAGCUUGUACAACUGCAGCAUUGUCACCACCCACCAACGCUGUCGUAGCGCCUUCGUCUCCAAAAAAGCGAUGUACGGAUAUUGAAAGUUGUCGAGAACUUGGGGAUGAAAAGAUUGCUCAAGACCUGAAGGAAAACCCAGUGACACGCCUUCCUUCAGGAACACGCUACAAAAUCAUCAAGCCUGGAGUUGGCGCGGAGACCGUUCAAGAGGGAUCCUCUAUCGACCUAAUCUUCUCGCUGUCUCGAGCCGGUGGACAGUAUAUGUACAGUCAGGGAUUUGGGUAUGAGCUUGUGGAAGAGAUGGGGACCUUAGUCAAGGACUCGGAAGGACUGGAUAAUUUAAGAGUGAUGGUUGGAUCGCACCAGCAGGUACCCAUUGGGAUUGAACAAUCGCUGCUAGGUAUGAAGCGAGGAGAACGUCGACGGGUCGAAUUGACGCCCAACGUAGGCCUUGCAACUUCCAAUUGGGAACCAGCACCUAAAACAGCAGCCGGGAAACAAUCGGUGCGAGCCUACCAGAGAGUUCUAGAUGGAUUUGGAUCUCAGCCGCCCUUCCCAGCUCCCACCAUUUGGGAUAUUGAAGUGACACGAAUUCGCAACUAG
Messenger RNA from Seminavis robusta, 816 nucleotides. The record is from the annotation of a GenBank genome assembly. NCBI's taxonomy places the organism in Eukaryota, Bacillariophyta, Bacillariophyceae, Naviculales, Naviculaceae.